UUGGUGACGUCACGGAUGUUAAAAUGGCGGUUCCAACGUCUGCUUUGAAUUUUCGUUCGUGAUCUACCGCUCACAGUUUAAAAAUAACAUCACGGAGAUCAUGUUUUGAGAGGAAUUGUUAACGGAUGAAACAAAACACUCCUGUUAAUCCAGAAUGGAUUCUGUGGUCGGAGAGGAUCAAACCUUGCCGUUUGACAUCAAUAUGAGUAUUUCCAGACUGCCAGAGUCUCUGAACGGCAGCAACUUCAGCAUGGACAACAUUACAGUUCCUCUAUUUCCAGAGCAGAGGAUGUCUCCAGCCAAAGCUUUGACCAUGAAAGACUAUGAGAAUCAAAUCACCGCUCUGAAGAAAGAAAACUUUAACCUGAAGCUCAGGAUCUAUUUUCUGGAGGAACGUGUACAGCAGAAGUGUGAUGAUUCAACAGAGGACAUUUAUAAAACGAACAUUGAGCUAAAAGUAGAAGUGGAAUCAAUGAAACGAGAUCUGGCAGAGAAACAGGAACUGCUUGUGUCUGCAUCAAAAGCGCUGGAGAGUUUAGCCAAUCGAGGUGUUGAUGAUGGCAGAGAGCAGAUGCAGAGAAAAAUGGACUCGCUCAGAGAAGCGUUUAACGCUCGGAUUCAAGAACUGGAGGAGUCUCUGCACGCGGCUCAGGAAGAACUGGAAAACAUGGCCAUCAUUGCAGAACAGGAGAAGGUGAAGAAUAUUGGGUUGGAGAAAGAGCUACAAGCUGCCAACCAAUCAGGACCCUCUGGAAAUUCAGACUCCGCCCCUGAGCGGGUUAAAGAGCUUCAGAAGGUUCUUCAGCAGAAGGAAAGCGUUAUUCAGCAGCUGCAGGUGUCACUUAAAGAUCAGGACACCUUGAUUGGACAGCUUCGGGGGAAUGACUCGGAUAAACCAAAAGCAGAGCAGAUGGCCCAGUUGAACACACUUAUUGGACAAAAAGACAAACAAUUACAAGCUCUUACAGAAGACCUAGAACGUGAGAGAGAAAAUGCAGAAAGAGACAAACGGUUGUGUGUAGAAAGACAGUCUGAAUUGAGCACAUUGGAGCAGAAGACCCGACAACUGACUGAAGAACUCAAAACUGCCAUGAGCAACAGCCAACGUCUUAAACACAAACUAGAGGAAAUAGAGAAAGACAACAAGGCUCUUUCUGAUGAGCUGCAGGAGAAGGAGGGCGAGCUGGCAGCGGAGAAGAAGAACUCUAUGAAGCGAGACAAAACCAUCCAGGGACUCAGUCUGGUUCUCAAAGAGAAGGAGAAAGAGAUUGAAGAUUUAUCUCAUGAUCUUGAGGAGAGGGAUCAGGCUCUGGCUAAGGCGAGAGAGGCUUUUCAUAAAGCCAAACUGCAAAAAUAUCAGGGAGCUGAAGAUCAGCAGUCUUUGCUCUUGGAGCAGCAGGCUGAAUUGUCCAGACUUCAGACUGAGGCUCGUUCAUCAUCGCUGGAGGUUCAGAGGCUGCAGCGUGUGCUGGGUAACAGAGAUUCAGAGCUCUCUCUCCUCCAGCAGGCCAGAGGAGAACUGGAACAGGAACUAGAACAACUACAACAGCAGAAGAAGAAAGGAGACAAAACGAUUAAUGAUCUGCAGAACCAGUUAAAAAAACUAAACAGUGCUCUGGCGGACAGAGAGAACGCUCUAGAACAACAGCGUCUAGAACAGCAGGAACAGAAUCGAGCUUUAGAGCAAAAACUACAUAACACUAAAGAACGUCUCACAGCCAGUCUGAAUCAUAAAGACCAGCAGCUGCAGGACUACAUGAACAUGGUGAAAGAUCUGGAGAAGAACAGAAAUCAAGAGGGGGGUGAUGCCAUGGUGGCCAAACUCAGAGCCAGACUGAAGGAGAAAGAGAAGGCUCUGGAGGAAGCACUAGAUGAAAAGUUUGCAGCCGUGGAGGAGAAAGAAAAUGAGAUUCAUCACUUAAAGCUGAGCCUGAGAGAGAAAGAGAGAGAUGUGGAACGUCUCAACAACCUGCUCUUACACAAUGAGGAGACCAUUAAUAGCUUUGAUGCUUUCAUAAAGGAGCGAGACCUUGAGCUGCAGCAGCUGUUGAACUCACUAAAAAAUCUUCAGAGGUGUAAAGAUGAGACCGAGGAGAACCUUCAGAGAGCUUUGAGAGAGAAAGACUCCAUUAUACAACACUUACAGCAAGCACUGGACAACAAGACUAAAGACCUGGAGGAGCUGGCCAAUACAGUCCUGAGCCAGUCGGAGUCUCAGGGGCGAGACCUGGCAGAGCAGAUGAGUCAGAGGUUAAAGGUCUCAGAGGUGAUGAUGUCUGAAGCAGUAAAGGACAGAGAGAGGCUGGUGUCUGAGAAUCAGACCGCUGUUCAAAACCUACUGGCCACCAUCAGCAGCAAAGAUCAGCUACUUAAGGAGACUGCAGAGCGUCACACACAGGCUCUGAACGAUCGUGCAGGUGAAUUACAGGAUCUGCGCAAACAGCUAGCCGACAUGCAGCAGCAGCUGAGAAGCGCACAGAGAUUGAGUGCUACGGCAACACAGGAGGGUCACCUGGAGCACGCUGAACUCCGUACCAUGUUGUCAGAGAAAGACGCCUUCAUCAACAAGCUGUUAGAACGUGGACAGGAGAAAGAUCGUAUUAUUUUGGAAAUGAAGAGUGGUGAAGCUCCGCCCCCUCAGGUACUGGAGCUCAGACAGACCAUUCAAGUGCUACAGGAGAAACUCAGUGAGAGAGAAGCUGAACUGACCAGGCGAAACAGUGAGGAAACGCUGGAUCAAACUGCAGUGAGUAAAAAAUCAGCUGUAGUUUUGAAGAAAGAGCUCGCACAGAAAACCGAAGCUCUCAACGCAGCACUGAAGAGGGAGAACCAACUCAAGAUUUCUCUAGCAGAGCUUCAGUCCACGGUCUCAGAACUGGAGGCGAGAUUAGAGGGACAGACAGCCAAUAUCGACAGUCUUACGUCCACACUGAACACUAAAGAGGAGAUCAUUAUUGAACUGCACCAGCGUUUCGCUCAGCGAGGAGAUAGCCGGCUGACUUUGAUCCGGGAACAAGCUACCCAUCCUGGUGUGAACGAACCCAGUCUCUCUUCUCUUCCUCAGAGAGAAAGUACUCUCAUUGGAGGUGAUAGCCAGCGCAAGGAUCUAUCAUCUCUGUCCGAUUUGCUGGCUGAGCAGGUGGAGUUAAACCGUGCACUGAGAGCCGAGCAGAAUCUCUAUUCCAGCCUGAUCAGAGCUGUUAAACAGCAUGACAAUGUCGAGAGGCUACAAGCGCUGCAGUUAGAGCUCACAGCCGUGUCGCUCCUCAGACAACAGCUGGAAAGUGGCGUUCAGAUGAAUGAGAAGCUGAGAGAUGAGCUUCAGACAGAGAUACAAAGAGCCAAGCAGACAGAAGGUUCGAACCCUUCUGAGUUAGCGAGCAUGCGUGAUGCCCUCGAGGAAGCUCAGCGCUGGAACGCCUCACUGCAGGCCCGACUCGGACAGAUUCAGAACCGAGGAGGAGGGGUCGGGCAGGCCAACGAUUCCAUGGACACACUGAGUUUGAUUGGCGAGCAGACAUCCUAUAUGAGUAUAUGUUUGGGCGAGGGGCCAGACGAUGAGUUUCAGCACCUGAGUGUAGAACAACUGCGACUAAAGAUCUUGGAGCUGCAGGCAGUGAAUGCUGAACUACAAAAGAAGAUGGAGCUGAUGGAGAAGGGCAUUGUGGGUAAUGAUCCAAGAGACUCUCAGACAGAACCAGACCUUAUCAAUCUUUCAACUCCUAUCAAGCAAACACAGGAAGACCAGCCGCCUGCCCCUAAAGCUGAACCUCCAAACAUGAAGGAGACAUUGGAUGAGGAACAUCGUUCUUCGGAGUCUUGGGGUGAAACUAAUCAGACAUCACAGAGAGAUCGAGUUGCCGUACAACCUGCAUCCAAAUUUCUCAGAGAUGAACCCGAAAAAGCAGAACUCCAAUCACUCCUCACGGAUUGUGGGGCGGAGUCGGUUUCUCAACUAAGGGAGCAAGUGGCCAAACUCCGCAUCGAAGCAACUCAACUUCGUGGACUUUUAAAGGAAGAACAUGCCGCAGAGUCCAAAGAAAGCGCAGAGAGUUCUGGAGAAAGCGACAGCCACGGAGACCUACGGCAAACCGUCAAGAUGCUUCGCUCGGAAGCCAGAAGUUACCGAAAGGUCAUCCGACUGCUCAAAGAGCAGCUCCAGCAGAAAUCAGGCUCUGCUGAUGGAGGCGCUCAAUUUAAUCCAGAGAUAAACAUCAGUGUUGCCAGUGGUAUGGAAAGACUGCAGACAGAACAUGAAGAUUCCCAGAGACACCCUAGCUCCCUGGAAAAACAACAACAACAAGGGAAAGAGAGCAAACAGGGUGAAAAGAAAGAUGCGCAGGAGAAAGGAAGAAAAGAGGGUAAAUCCACAAAAGUCAGCAGGAGCCCAAAACAGCACAUGGCCAGACAUGCAGCAUAUGUGAAAUCUCGGCUACCGGUUCCUGUGAGGUCCAGUAAAAGCUCUGGACAGAGUUCUGAGGAUCUAAGUGAGGUGUUAUCGGACUUUGUUCACCCCUGGCGUCGAGGCCUAAGGGCAGCUGAAGAGUCAGACUACAGCUCAGACAGCAAGACAUCCUUAAAGUCAGCUCAGCACGAACACUUGGAAUUAGAUCAUGCUAAGGACCCAAGUUCAGCCACAGGAAUGAAACCAAAGGUUGAUGUUGGACAAAACACAGACCAGAAUCUGGAAUCUGAGCUCAUGUUGCAGUUAGAAUUGCUAAAUCAGGAAUGUCAGGAGAAGGAGGAGCUAAUCUCCCACCUGCAGCAACAAGUCCAGGAAUGGGAGGAGCUUCGGGUACAGCUACAAGAGAAAGACAGGCUCAACCGAGAAUACCUGGAGGCCUUGCAAGCUGCAGAGACCACCAUUGCGUACCUCACUGCAUGUAGCUUGGACUCUGAGUGUGGUCUGGGUCAGACGGGAGAUGUGUCAUUGCAACAAAGGUGUGCAGAGCUUCAGAAGGCUGUUGAGGAGAAAGACAGAGUCAACACUCAACUGUUGGAGUGCUUGACUACAGCAGAGUCCACGAUUGAAUCACUACACGGUGUGGACACAACGAGUUGCCAGGCAAGCCGAGCACCUGGACAGGCAGAUCCCCAGGUUGUUUGUGAGAGAUUAAAAGACCUAAUUAGACAGGUAAAAAGUUCUCAGCAGAAAGAGGUCGGUAUCCAAGAACCGUCAGGUGUCCCCCAUGGCCCAGGUCUAGGCCCUAACUCAGUUCUGCAGCAGCAGGUGGACUCACUGCGAGAGUCACUGUUGCAGCAGUGCAGGAUGAAUGAGGAGCUGCAGGAGAAGCUCAGGACUUCAGAAGCAGUUGCAAAACAGUUGAGUGAAACAAACAACAGUGCCCUCACAAGUCUGGAGGAGAGUGACACUCAGGGGCCCCAAAAUGGAAAGGUCCCAUCAUGGCAACAUCAGCGGUUGAUGGACUGUCUGUCUGAAUGCAUAAGUGCUGCUGAAGGUGCUGUCCAGUCUCUCGCAGAUGUCUGCUCAAGCCAAAACAAGUCACCUAAUCCAGAGUUAAAGCAAUGGCUGGAAAGGCUACAGCGUGCUCUGCUGGAGAAAGAGUCUUUGGAGGAUCUGGCUAGCACCAAGAAACACCAACAAAAGACCAGCACACCCAUUCAGCAGGCACAACAGGACCAGGACAGCUCAAAACCAUUACAGCAACAGAAUUUACUGAAGCCUGUAUCCUCACAACAGAAUCUUCACAAGAACCUCUUGAUGCUUCUUAAAGUUUAUACAGAAGGUUCUCAGAACAUAAACAAACUAGACGAGGGGGUUAAAUGUGAAACCGGAGGUGGAGAUGCACCUGAAAAUUACUUGUUGGAGAGAGACGCCCAGAUCGAAAGUUUGCAGAAGGCCCUGAAGGAAAGACAAAGGGCAUGCCGAAAGUUGGAGGAGAAACUGGCAACAGCUCAGUCCGUCAUCGCUGUGCAAAGCUCAAACAAGGAUAAACAAUCCGAUCAGCGCAAAGCGCCCCCUGGCGAACAGGAUGAUAAAGGGGUGCAGGUGGAUGCGCAGGACCUUGGGUACGAAACGAGCGGAAGGAGUGAAAUGGAAAGAGAGGAAGGAAGUAGCACAGAUGUGGACGGUGUUCUUCGAUUGGUUCCCGUCCUGUCUCCUGUCGCUCAGGACAGAUUUUCUCCUGACACUACAACGUCCAGUCCGUCAUACCCGAGCUCUCCGGGCCUGAGCUCCCCUAGACCCUGCAACUCUAGUGCUGACCUCUGCGACCCUAACACAGAUCCUGCCCUGCUCCGCCAGCACCUCCAACAGCUCCGAGCACAAGUCGAAGGUCAACACAGAAUCAUCCAGAACCUCCAGCAGCAGCUGCGGAAGAAGUCUUCGUCGUCUGAGCUCCUGAGCGUGACCUCUGAACCAAUAGGAGGUGAGGAAGAAGAGAAUAGAAAGCGGAUGAAGGCUCAAAUCUCACAACUAAGUGCUGAGCUGGAGAAAGAGAAAAGCCUGAACAGAUCUAGCCAACCAGGAUCUCCAUCUAGGAUCGAGUCUCUGGUCCAGUCUCAGGCCCGUGAGUUGAGUGAGCUGAGGGAACAGAUCCGUGUGUCUCGUGGUUUGGGUGUUGAACAGCGUAAACAGAUGCUGGAGCUCAGAGGAGCUCUUGAGGACUUACUUCAGCCCAGCGAGACUCGCUCUGCUCCGGGCACUCAACUCCGAGAGCAGCUGGACCGCAGCCUGAGCCUACUGACGAAACUAGAACAGGUUUCUACAGGAGGUCCUUCUAUGGAAAAUGCGGAACGUGCAGAGUCAGAGGUGACACUAAGACUAUCUGCUGAACUUCAGGAGAAAGAGAGACUUGUUCAGGCUCUGCAGAACCAACUGCAAAACCAAGUUCCCACAAUGCACCAGUUCUCAGACUCUGAGAUGAGUGACAGGCUGUCCAAUGAUGGCACCAACUCUAUCCACAGCAGCCCCCCUCCUCUUCGUAGACAAACAACUCGCACAGAUAAGGGACUGGUACACAGAGGCGUGUCUAUAGAAGUGGGCGUGUCUGAAGGUGGCGAGGGGAGCGUCCGCACGGUGCAGCUGGAAAACAGGCGUCUGCACGAGCAGCUAAGGAGCAGCGACGAACUGAAUGCCACUCUCCGCAGUGAACUAGACCUCACACGCUCCAUCCUAAAACAGACAACAGACAAAUCACAGGAGCAACAGAAAACAACAGACAGCAAGGGCAUCAGUUCAGAUCUGUUGGCAGAACAUCUGCUGGAGAUCCGAGCACUGCGUCAGCGUCUUGAAGAGACGAUCAGAACCAAUGAGAGACUACGAGAACAGUUAGAGAGAAAAUUACUGGAGGCUGAGAAAGAUUCAGCAGCCACCAACAUCUUCAUCGCCGGUUCUGAGGAUCAAGGUCACAUCAACAGUGAGCUUCACUUCCUGUUGGCCCAAAACCAAACACUCAAAGAACAGCUCAACCAGGGUGCAAGAGAUAAACAGAAGGAGAACGAUCGUCUCCGAGAGACUCUGGCCAGACGAACAGCUAAACUGGAGCUCAGCAGAAAAGAAUGCGAAACACUCAAACAAGAGCGAAGUCAACUACAAGACAACCUGUACAGAUUGCAGUGUGAGAACAAUCAUCAGAGACAACAGCUGUGUGACACUCAGCAGCUUCUGCAAUCUGUGCGUCUGGAGCUACAAGUGCAUGAACACGUGAAGAGUUCAACACAGACUCACACAGCAGGAGAUGCUUCUGGAUCUGAUUGUGGAUCUGCAGUGAAUCUGAAUGAGCUCUUGGCUGAGAUCAGACAGCUGCGUGUGCAGUUAGAGAGAAGCAUCCAGACCAACACAACACUGAGACAGAGAUUAGAACAACAACUACUGAACACAUCCGACCAGAAAUCAACCAUUAACAUUAACUACCUGCUGACAAAGAAGGAAGUAGCUGUUAAAUCAGAUGUUCUUCAUUCACAUACAGACCUCUCCAGUCCUACAAAUGACGGCGGCAGUUCAAUGGAAAGUGCGCCAUCUCGGCUGGUACCGGGUCAUCGGAUCUGGGCGGAUCGACGUGGCCGCCAUGUUCUUGGUCUAAUGGAAGAUUAUAACGCCCUGCGCAAACAGAUGAGUGAAGCCCAGAGACUGACCAGAGAUCUGGACGCACAAAUACACGACUGCAGCAGGGUUCUAGAUCAGUUCCAGAUGAAGGGGUUCUCCAGCAGUGUCAGCACUAUGCAGCAUGUUCUAGAAGAAGCGUCAAGACUUCUUAAACUGUUCUGGAGAGUCUCAUUGCCCUCAGGAGACGCCACACAAACUCAACAGGAUGAGCUAUUGAAGAGCGAGAUCUCUCAUCUGAAGAGUCGUUUGUCUCAGCAGGAGCGAAUGCUCAUUGGAGCUGUUAAACGCCUCAGAUCCUCCAAUCAGCUGAAGGAAGGCAUGGAGCGUGUCAUCAUAGACCAGCUAUCUCUGACUCACGGUGUGCUGAAGAGAGCCAGAGGAAACCUGGAGUGUAACUAUCUGAAGGGUCUGCAGGUAGAAGGACGUCCCACUGAAUGGCCAGUGACCAAUAAGCAAACAGCUGUUCUGUCCGACUCACAACAUGAUGUGGAGAGGAAUUCAGUGUGUAGUGAAGAACACAAUGACGGUUCAUCACACUACAGCUGUUAGAAAUCAUCAUUUAAUUGUAAAUCCUUUAUGAUGAUGCUUCUUUCGACUUUUAAUUUAUUUUUUCUGAGGUACACCGAGGUAAUUUGACAAAUACUUGCACAUAUACAGUAAGCAAUGAACAUCACUGUAAAAGGGAAAGUUUUUAUUAGAAAAUAUUUUCUGCUGUAAAUAGUUUUGUUUUAUACUUUUUUUGCCCUUUAACUGGUUCCUUGUCAUCUUGCCUUUGCUGUAUUUGUUUAGUGAAGGUCUGCUUAUGUGUAUAUGAGUGAUUCAUGUGCAUUAAAAGAUUUUACUGUA
Molecule: messenger RNA, 8914 nt
Organism: Misgurnus anguillicaudatus (oriental weatherfish)
Lineage: Eukaryota; Metazoa; Chordata; Actinopteri; Cypriniformes; Cobitidae
Source: RefSeq, a predicted model, not a curated record